Molecule: messenger RNA, 1214 nt
Organism: Perca flavescens (yellow perch)
Lineage: Eukaryota; Metazoa; Chordata; Actinopteri; Perciformes; Percidae
Exons: 8
Coding region: 66-1043 (325 amino acids)
Source: RefSeq, a predicted model, not a curated record
GAUCAUGGGAAAGUGGAAGAAGCUUUAGAGUGGGAUUGGAGAGAGCAGUUCAAACACCGGUGAGCAUGAGGAGGUUUUUCCGAGCACACAGGGACGAAGACUACAGUCAGAUCCAGUAUCUGACGGCCAAGUGCACCCGCCUGGCUUAUGAUAAAGCAGUGCUCGACAGGGAGUUUCUGAUGUCCAGAGACAGGGGGAGGAAGCUGCAGAAUGAUCUGGAAGCUGCGACAGCUCGAUUCCUCCACCAGCAGCAGCAGCUGAACAUGGAGCUCAGGAUGAGAGAGGACCAACUCAUCAGCAGGAUCCACCAGCAACAGGACCUGGUGAACUUGCUGCAGCAUCGCGUGGUCCUGCUGACGGAGGCGAGCUCCCGGGACGCGGAGCUGCUGCGGCAGGUCAGCUCAGAGAUACUGUGCCUGCAGAGCUCCGAGGUGAAGCUGGAGGGUCUGGUGGAGGAGCUGCAUGCUGAGGCCCAACACAGAGCUGUGGUGGCAGAGAGCCUCCAGACAGAGCUGCACAGUGAAGCCCGGCGCAGAGCUGCGAUGACGGAGAGCCUGCAGGCAGAGCUGCGCAGUAAGACAGUGGAGCUGGAGGAGCUACAUGACACCAACCAAACUUUGAUAGAAAAUCUGAAGGAUUUACGCUCCACUCAUCAGAAGGAGGUAAGGGAGCUGCAGCAGCAGAAUGAGGGGAGUCUGAGCAAACUGCAGAGGACAGCGGAGCAGUUUGAGUGGCUCUGUCAGCAGCAGCGCUACUGGAUGUGCUGUGUCAAGAAAUUCAAAGACUGCCUGAUGGAGGAGAGAGACGCUCUGCUGCAACAGGUCAUCAAAUUGAAAAAGAAGGUUGAGAAACAUGAUGACAGUCCCUCACAGAGCGUUGUCUGUCCCCUACAAGACACUCAAGGCUGUGACGGCAGUAUAACAUCAUGGGAUGCAGAUGCAGUGGCUGACCUGGAGUCUCAGGUGGAGAAGUUAAACAUGCCGUACGUGGAGCUCUUUAACCAGGCAGGGAGCCCUAUCAACGGAUACCAAACACCUCCUUGAGGACAGAAGCCUGGAGCCUGGCCUCGUCUUCUUUUUCUCUCCUCACCUUCUCCAGAAGAUAACCACUAGAUGUUUGUGUGAGCGGUUAGCUUCGUGGAAUACUUCCCAGUCAUUGUCGCAAAAACCAAAAAAAAAACUUGGAAAAACAUACCUGUGAACCCAUACAUUUAC